AUGGGUCCGUUUCCAGUAGUGGAGCGAGUUGGGCCGUUGGCGUACAGGCUGGAGUUGCCUGAGAUUAUGAGAGCCUUUCACAAGGUUUUUCAUGUGUCGAUGCUGAGGAAGUGUCUUCACCCUACAGAGGAGUUAGUGGCUAGGAUUCCAGAGGAUCUUAGGCCAGAUUUGACAGUGCCGGCAGUGCCUGUGAGGAUUUUAGAGAGGAGGGAUAAGGUUCUGAGGAACAAGAGGAUUCCCUUUGCUGAGAGUUUUGUGGGAUUGCAGUGGUUCUACAGAGGAGACUUGGGAGCCAGAGGCAAAGAUGAAGUUGAAGUUCAGGAAGUGGUUCGACAAGCAGGUCGAGGAAAUGGUUCGGAUGUUGUCGUGAGACGGUCUAAUCUUAUUGUCAUAGACGUUUUCCAGAAUUUUUACUUCAAGGGCUGCGGUCCUGAAUAA
Microthlaspi erraticum is the source of this 438-nucleotide messenger RNA. Lineage: Eukaryota; Viridiplantae; Streptophyta; Magnoliopsida; Brassicales; Brassicaceae. The record is from the annotation of a GenBank genome assembly.